This is a messenger RNA of Cetraspora pellucida, 243 nucleotides long. The record is from the annotation of a GenBank genome assembly. Lineage: Eukaryota; Fungi; Glomeromycota; Glomeromycetes; Diversisporales; Gigasporaceae.
AUGAAUACUAAACGUUCUGAUGAACAUACAUCUCUUAAGGAAAUAAUGUUAAAGCAGAUUGCUAAUGACAUGAAUAACACAUCUCAAACAGCAAAGCUAAAUCGGUCUGAUUGGUUGUUGAUUCUUAAAAUUUCAUUGGCCUUAGAUGACGAUAAGUGUCAAAGCCCGAAGGAGUAUCCUUCGGGUGCUGUUUACGUUUCUGUCUAUCUCAAUGUUGCCAUUUUUGCAUUUGUAUAUUUUUGA